AUGGUAUCAAUGGAACAGAAACAAAUAGAAUAUAGAAAAUUACGUAUGAAAGAAAUUCUUUUUGAAAAAAGAAUUGGUUUAUAUAUACUUAUGGGUUCAGCUAUAUAUUUAAUGACAAUUAAAAAUAGAGAUGAAAAGGGAUGGAAUAAUACAUCAUUUAAUUGGUUAUUAAUAUUUUUUAGAAUAGGUCCACUUUUAGGAAUUGUUUGGAUGAUAUCUUAUAUGCCAAAUAAUUUAAAAACUCAAGUUGAAAUAUUAUGUGAGACAUUACAAAUGGAUAAUCAAGAUCUUCAUCAAAUUACAUUAAAAAAUAUAGAAAAACAACUCUUUCCAAAUUUAAAUAGUCAAUUUCAAUGUAUAGAAUACUUAAAGAAGUAUAUUCAACUAUCAAUUAUUAUAUAUUCAAUAGGUGAAUCAAUUAGUGAAAUUUCUUUAUUAUAUGGAUCAAUAUAUAUUAAUCAAAAUGUUAAUAAAAAAUUUCUAAUUAUAUUAUAUAUUUUACCAUAUAUAUCUUGUAUUAUACGAUCAAUAUCAAUUAUGUAUCUUUGUUUUUGUAUUUUAUGGGAUAUUCAAAAAACAAAUAAACGAAAUAUUAUUUUAUCAUCCUGUAUAGGAUUUAUAACUAGUUUUAGUAUAUAUAUAAUAAUAAAUUAUAUAAUGGUAUAUUUUAUUUUAGAAGAAAAGAAUGUAUUAUCAAAUUCAAAUACAUUUAAUCCAUAUGGCUAUAUUAUUAAUAUUGAUUCAUUUCAAAGAUAUAUUUAUAUAGAAUUAAUGGUUAUAUUUAUAUUACUUUUAUCAUGUAUUUUACGUAAUUUAAGUAAUAAUAUUGCUUCAAAAGCUUCAAGAUAUACACCAAUAGUUGGUUCUAUACUUAUUUUUAUAUCAACAUUAUUCAGAUUAGGACAUAUAAAAUAUUUGGAUGUUUUAUAUUAUAUAUUAUAUAUAGAAAUAGGACCAAUUACUUGGGGAUUUUUUAUAUUUUCUCAUGCUAUUUCACUUUAUAUAAGAUAUGAUAAUAAUUAUAUUGAUGAAAAGAAUGAUUAUUUAAUUAAUUAUAAGCGUAAAGAACAAUGA
Molecule: messenger RNA, 1074 nt
Organism: Cryptosporidium muris RN66
Lineage: Eukaryota; Apicomplexa; Conoidasida; Eucoccidiorida; Cryptosporidiidae
Exons: 1
Coding region: 1-1074 (357 amino acids)
Source: RefSeq, a predicted model, not a curated record